CUUCUUCGACGCGGACACUGCAUGUGCGCAAUGUGUUCACACACAAGCGCCACGAUGAAGAAGUUGGGUGCUUCACGGCAAACUAAUAUAUAUACCGAAGUUUUGGAAAGCUUCCUCAAUCUUGGCGAACGGCCGGCUCAGAGGUAGUGCCGACUCCGUCGGCAACCUUCCUGCCUCGACUUGAACUUUUUGAUGCGUGUUUCCAUUUCAACAAACUAUGCAUGUGCAUUGCUCAGUCGUUUGAUCCGAUUGGGGAACAUAAUGAUCCCCCGCGCAUGCGAGUAUGGAGCGACCGGUGAUAUGUGCAUCCCCACAAGACACGAUGAGCGAAGACUACAGGCCACCAGAAUGCAAUACAUGCCAUGGACGAGCAGUACGCAAGGACCUCAUUCUCAUGAGUGUAACACGCUGCACGCUGCAUCCCUACCAUGUGCACGACCUCGUGUCACAAUCCGGAUGGCGCCAGCCUGCUGGUGUCAGAAAACAAAUACAAAAGCGAUUGAUCCGCUUGACCGAUUGAUGCUACACGGGCUCAUCGGUUCAUGGUACAUGUAUCAGAGUUACAGCAAGCAGCGAGUAAGCAAAAGACGAGAUGCUUGCAGAUUUGAAGACGUUGGUCACGUCUGGCAAGCGUGCCACGCAUCGGACUACUUUGUCUCGCGCAUCGCACCCCUUAACACGUUCAUUGUCGUUAAAUGCAUCGCAAAAAUAUUAUAUCACGCGGUACUGGUGUACCGUGCACAGUUCACAGUCGCAGCACUUGCACAGGCUUUUUUGGAAUUGAUGCAUGUGAUGCCUUCGUUCGCCUAUCUCAAUCAGGCGUAAUUGACUCUUUUCGCCCCUUCGCAACGGUCAGUGACUUGACAUAACACUCGUGGAGCCAUGGACUUUGCCGCCGCCACUCGGCAUGCAAAGGAGGGAAGUGUUGCCGGAUUCUUGCCCACCACACACAUAAUAUGCAAACAUUCUUCCCACACGUGUAGUUGCAAUGAAUGGGAGGACUUCCGAUGGGGGCACUCUCGAUCGGUCCCCUGGCCU
Molecule: messenger RNA, 1038 nt
Organism: Pisolithus orientalis
Lineage: Eukaryota; Fungi; Basidiomycota; Agaricomycetes; Boletales; Pisolithaceae
Exons: 5
Coding region: 193-825 (210 amino acids)
Source: RefSeq, a predicted model, not a curated record